CUGAAAUACGUAACCGGAUGUUUUAUUAUUAAAGUUAGGUUUAGUGGCACACUGCACUUAAUUCACAGAUGUAACGUUAAAGUUGUGCGAAUGGUCGAACAACUUCCGGUCCUGUUGUUUUUGUUUCUUUUGUAGUUGAAACUACGAGCUCGUUUUAAGCGUCAAAUCUGUGAGUUUGAUCGAUUGCUGUUGAGCUGCGCCGCUCCACACAUAACAACAACAUAAUAAUAAUAAUAAUAAUAAUACUUCAAUAUGGUCCUCGACAAUGAGAGUGGAUCCGAGCUGCGGAUCUACGGUUGCACCAGAGCAGCUUCCGCGGCGCUGUCCCACUGCGCCUGCAUCGCCGUCACUGCGAUCAUCGCCCUCCUGUCUCGGCCGGGGACAAGUUGGUUUUCCUGGCAUCCUUUCUUAAUGACACUGGGUUUCUCCUUCCUCAUGACAGAAGCCAUACUUCUUUUCUCCCCCCACGGCUCCCCCUUGAAAACGCUUCCACACAAGACAAAAGCCCGCGCUCACUGGACCCUGCAGUGCCUGUGCGUGCUCUGUGCCGCCCUGGGUCUGGCAGCCGUCGCUUACAACAAGCACCUGAACGGCAAGGCCCACUUCACCUCGUGGCACGGCCUGCUGGGCCUGCUGGCCGUGUGCGCGGCGGCGCUGCAGUCUUUGGCGGCCGCGCCCCUCGUCUGGCACUCCCUGGCGAAGGGCUGGUCCCUGGCCAAACUCAAGCGCUACCACGCGGCCACUGGACUGGUCACUUACCUGCUGGGCAGCGGCAGCCUGCUGCUCGGCCUCCGCUCCGCCUGGUUCACCGCCUCGGUCGGCGAGUACGCCUGGUACCUGACCGCAGCCUGCUGUGCCUUCAACGCCCUCGUGGUAAUGGACCAGGUCAGCGGCGCCUACGCGGCUAAGAAGCGGCUGCGGUCGUGACCCGGAAGGGGGUUGGGGGGGGGGGGGACUGCAUGCGUGGUCAAACAGAGUUCAUGAGUCACAUACACUCAGUGGGGUUUGCAUGAGGGAAGGAGGGACUGAUGGUUAUGAAGUGCCAGCGACAAAUGUGGGUUUGUGGGUAAAUGACCUCCACUGGGAUUUAGUUUUAUGAGGGGAUACUUCUUGUAUCGUCACGCCAGUUAACACGCCAGCGUAACUAAUGUGUUGAACAUGGUAAACAUUCCAUGAUACAAGCAGGCCAGUGGUGAGCUGCUGCCCAUUUGUACCUAAAAUGAAAAAAUGCAAUAAUUGAAAUAAAGCGGUAAUAUGCAGUGUUACGGUUUUUACAGCUUAUUGGGGACAGAAAGUACUUUUAAAAUGGAAACUUUUAUUCUUGAUUAAUGUAUUUCCAGUUGCUCUGUAUAUGUUGAA
Messenger RNA from Pungitius pungitius (ninespine stickleback), 1359 nucleotides. It is a transcript of the gene cyb561d2, whose product is annotated as transmembrane reductase CYB561D2. The coding region runs from base 253 to 927 and encodes 224 amino acids. Lineage: Eukaryota; Metazoa; Chordata; Actinopteri; Perciformes; Gasterosteidae. Gene Ontology annotation, molecular function: transmembrane monodehydroascorbate reductase activity; heme binding. The transcript is spliced from 3 exons. Gene Ontology annotation, cellular component: endoplasmic reticulum. The record is from RefSeq and is a predicted model, not a curated record.